Teleopsis dalmanni is the source of this 1015-nucleotide messenger RNA. Its product is annotated as motile sperm domain-containing protein 2-like. Gene Ontology annotation, biological process: endoplasmic reticulum membrane organization. Bases 114 to 854 code for a protein of 246 amino acids. The transcript has 3 exons. Lineage: Eukaryota; Metazoa; Arthropoda; Insecta; Diptera; Diopsidae. Gene Ontology annotation, cellular component: endoplasmic reticulum membrane; plasma membrane. The record is from RefSeq and is a predicted model, not a curated record. Gene Ontology annotation, molecular function: FFAT motif binding.
GGAAUAAAAGUGUAAAAAUUUUCGUAUAUCAAAAUUUUCAAUAAAAACAACUGGCGGAAAGUGUCCUCGUAACAAAACUUUAGUAUAUCUUUUAAAAAAUCUAAUUUUUAGUCAUGGAUCCUAUGCUAAUUGUUUCCCCAAAGGACAAACUCCGUUUCUCAAAAACGGGUGAACGUGAAUGUCUUUUGCAUCUUAAAAAUUCGGUUAAUACUCCAAUUACAUAUAAGGUUCAGACCUCAUCACCAAUGAAAUUCCGUGUCAGACCACGUUUUGGUGUUUUGCAACAAGGCGAAUCAGUAAAUGUUGCCAUUGUUCUAAAAAAUCACGUAAAACUUAAAGAAGGAUUCGAAAAAGAUAAGUUCCUCAUAAGUGCUCUACCAGCUCCUCCUGAUUUGAAUGGACCGGAAGUCAUGGAAAUGUUUUGGAAACAAGUUCCUUCAAAGUCUUACAAAAUUGAACAACAUCGCGUAUCCUGUGUAUAUGAUGUAUUAAAAGCGCCGGUGGAAUGUUUAUGUUGUCAAAGGUCAAAGAUAAUAGAUAAUCCCAUUGAUACAAUAAAAUCUUGUGUUGACGUACAAGAAAACCAGAUGAUAAUAGAAGAAAAGGAUGAAGACACGUGUCAAGUUGCUAAGGAAACUGUUGAGAAUCCAAAAACUGUACUGAAAAACCCAAUGUGGCAUACACAAGUUAUACAAUUCAUUACGGCUCUUAUGUUGAUACUUAUUACUGCAGGUUGUGGAUAUCUACUAAAAAGGUUAUCUGAAUUUGAAUUUUAUACUGAAGUCGAAUGUUGUGUUGAAACACCACUUAAAUCGGCGGAGACGGGACGAAAGCUAAACAUUGAAUCCUUAUAAAUUCAUGAAGGUCAUCCUUAAGACCUUCAUCCUGAGUGAGUUUUUUCUACUAGUUGAGUCUCAUGCUAUCUUUUAGUCCACAAAAUUCUAGUGAUAAUUAUUCUGUUGUUGUGAAUAAAUAACACUAAAUAGUGAAAUAAAUUAAACAAAAAUGAUGGAAA